AGAAAGCAACACACGGCUAAUGCGCUCAUCCCCACCACAGCUCAAGCACAAACUCACACUUGCACCCCUCGAAAAGCUAACAUAUCUGCAGUUGGAAGGAUAUUUCGACAUGCUCUCCAUAAAAAAUCCUUUACCUUUGGAGGGAUUUUAAGCCUCCACAAAUUCUUCAUCCUGAGGACACCCCAGUAGCUCUAGAGAUUUCUGAAUUAUUGAGAAGGAUCUUGUGAGCAGAUCCAACUGAGUAAAAGCCUUUCUUCUCAAAAUGCCAGAUUCUUUUGUCUUCCUCGCACGUCGAAUUCUAACGGAAUUUUAAGAAUGCUAUCGACUUAAUCCUGAAAGAAACGUUGUAUUUAUAAACAAAUUUAGCUAAAAAACAAUUUUUUUUUUUUUGCAGAGAAGGAUGGAGACAGAGGCCCAGCCCAAAAGGGAGAGGGAAAAACCAAAAGCACACGCUUACGUUGAACAGUUAAUUUUGGCGUCAACAUUGCAAGGACCAAUGCGAACGUAAGGAAAUUUUCAUCGAUUACGCCUCUCGCAGUUCUAUCCAACUGCAUUAGUGCAAUAUCAGGCCCAGGCUGUGCUGCUGUUUUCUUACUUCACCUGCGUAUUUUCGUUGGGAUACAUGGAUAUUCUAGAGAAUUAGGGUUCUAUACUGCGGCUAACUCUGUGCAACAAUGGUCGAGAGAAGGAGGAAACCUCUGGUUCUCUCUUCAACCAAAUUCCUCGUUGAUUCUGUACUCAGCUCGUCCACUCUUUGUGAAGGGGUCCGACUCCCCGGAGAUGAUGUGUCGCCGAGUUUGCUAUUACCAGCGGGAAUUCUGCGAUUUUCGAAGGCCAAUAUCGGCGUUUCAGAUUCUAAACUAACUUCUCUUGACGAUUCUGCUUUGGUUGGGCUUUCGAUUGCUGUUCUCAAACGAUUGGCUGUAACUUCUGGUUCGCUGGUGCUUAUCAAGAAUAUUGAAACAAAUGUACAGAGGAUUGCCCAGGUUGUCAUUCUAGAUCCCCCCAGGACCCAUGGACAUGCAUCUGGUGAUAAAGGACCAGUUUCUCAUUCUCCAAACACAAUGCUUGUCUUUCCUUCAUAUAGACUUCCUUCAGAUGACCCUCCAUUAUUGGACCAAGAUAUUGCAUAUCUCUCUCCUCUAUUAGCGUUUAACCUUGACUUACAUGUAUCUUGUUUGAAAUCACUUGUCCACCAAGGGAAUGAGACCUUAGCAGCACUUUUUGACAGUAAGGUGGAUGAUAAGACUACUAGAGAAGUUAGUGAUGGUUCUUUAAUCACUUUAGGAUUGGAACCCUUGGCUCAACUGCCAAGAUAUGCCUCACACUUGAGAGUUUCUUUUGUUAAGAUACCAGAAUGUGGUACUCUGGAAUCUUUGAAAGGAAGUUCAUCAGUUGAAGCCGAAGAUCGCCAAGAAUUGAUUGAUUUGGCAUUACACAACUAUUUUGAAGUUGAUAGAUACCUAGCAAGAGGUGAUAUUUUCAACAUCUGCAUAAAUUGGAAUUGCAAUUCAGUUAUUUGCAUUCCUUGCAGCCAAAGGUCACAAAAUAGAAAUAAUAACCUUAUCUACUUCAAGGUAGUGGCUAUGGAGCCAUCCGAUGAAACCAUUCUUCGAGUGAAUCACACUAAAACAGCCCUAGUUCUUGGGGGGGCUGUUCCUUCUGCUCUUCCCCCAGAUCUGUUGAUUGAUGGAGCCAAAGGUUUUUCCCCUUUCCAAGUAGACACAGCAAAAACUUUGGCCUCCAUACUUGCACCACCUUUGUGCCCAUCAGCGCUUUCUUCAAAAUUCAGAGUUUCUGUCCUACUAUAUGGUCCAGAAGGAUGUGGAAAGAGGACAGUAGUUAGAUACAUUUCCUGUCGCUUGGGCCUUCAUGUUGUGGAAUUCAGCUGUCAUAAUCUUAUGACAUCCUCUGACAGGAAUACAUCUAUUGCACUCGCUCAAGCUUUCAACACGGCUCAAAGAUAUUCACCCACAAUUCUUCUUCUACACCAUUUUGAUGUCUUCCGAAAUUUGAAUUCGCUAGAUGGUUCACCAAAUGAUCAAGUUGGUCUCACCUCAGAAGUUGCUUCAGUUCUUAGGGAAUUCACUGAACCAGGUGCUGAAGAUGAUUACAAUUACUCCAACGGAAAAUUAAAUGGUGAUCUUCCGGUCAAGGAUACUGGAAAAAUAAGGAGGCAUCAGGUGCUGUUAGUUGCAACUGCUGAGAGUUCUGAGGGCCUGCCUCCAACUGUAAGACGUUGCUUCAGCCAUGAAAUAAGUAUGGGUCCUCUGACUGAAGAACAAAGGGUUGAAAUGUUGUCUCAGUUACUGCAAAGUGGUUCUGAGCUCCUAUCUAAUAUUGGAUUGGAGGAUGCUGUGAAGGACAUAGUGGGACAGACAUCUGGCUUCAUGCCACGUGAUUUGCGUGCUUUAGUUGCCGAUGCUGGUGCAAUCUUAAUCUCAAAGUGCAAUAUUCAAGUUGAUGAAGCUAAGCUCGAGGACACGGGUAGUUCUCUUGGAGCCAAAGCAGCGCAGGACCAGGAAACAUGCAAUGAUAUACCUCAGGUUAUGGGGAAAGAAUAUUUGCCGAGAGCCUUGGAGCGGUCUAAGAAGAGGAAUGCAUUGGCAUUGGGUACUCCAAAGGUUCCUAAUGUGAAAUGGGAAGAUGUUGGUGGGCUAGAGGAGGUGAAGAAAUCAAUUUUGGAUACUGUUCAGUUACCUCUCCUGCAUAAGGAUUUGUUUUCAUCUGGGUUGCGCAAGCGCUCUGGUGUUCUGCUAUACGGUCCUCCGGGGACAGGAAAGACUUUACUUGCAAAAGCUGUAGCAACAGAGUGUUCCUUAAAUUUUCUAAGUGUAAAAGGGCCUGAAUUGAUCAACAUGUACAUAGGAGAAUCAGAGAAAAAUGUCCGUGACAUUUUCCAGAAGGCAAGAUCAGCACGCCCCUGUGUAAUAUUCUUUGAUGAACUUGAUUCUCUUGCUCCAGCUCGUGGUGCCUCAGGAGAUUCUGGUGGUGUUAUGGACAGAGUAGUUUCUCAGAUGCUUGCAGAGAUAGAUGGCCUAAAUGAUUCUACACAAGACCUAUUUAUCAUAGGGGCAAGCAACAGACCAGAUCUAAUUGAUCCAGCACUUCUUCGGCCUGGCCGAUUUGAUAAGCUGCUAUAUGUUGGAGUUAACUCUGAUGCAUCUUACAGGGAGCGGGUCCUUAAGGCACUUACCCGUAAGUUCACAUUGCACCAAGAUGUCUCUCUUUACUCAAUAGCAAAGAAAUGCCCUCCAAACUUCACUGGUGCAGACAUGUAUGCUUUAUGUGCAGAUGCUUGGUUUCAUGCUGCAAAGCGCAAGGUUUUGAGUUCUGAGUCAGAGUCUUCUUCCCAAGUCCAUCAAGCUGAUUCAGUGGUUGUUGAAUAUGACGACUUUAUAAAGGUAUUGGGUGAGCUGUCUCCUUCCCUUUCAAUGGCAGAGCUUAAGAAGUAUGAGUUGCUGCGAGAUCAGUUUGAAGGGGCACCAAAAUAAAUUCAUGGUGAGUGGCUAUAAGAUUCUGUACCAUAUCACAAUGGCGGUCCGAGGUCUGUAUGCAUUUGUGCGCUAUGUGAAGCAGAACGAUUUUUGGUUUGAUUAUUUGGGUACAAGAAAAUUAUACGUGUGAUACACACGCUGACUAAAGAACUCCAUACAGUGUGUUUCCACUGGUUUAUGUUGCCCAGGAUUUGUAAUCUUAAAUGGGACCGCUGCUUAACAUGCUUACCGUAAUACAGCUUGGAUUGGGUUGUCGGUCCCAAGAAUUCUCACCCAUGUGUACUUUUUGGAAUGCCAUGCUGAAUACUGAAUGGUGGUUUCAACUUGAAUACAAACGUUGAUUGUGAAA
Messenger RNA from Hevea brasiliensis (rubber tree), 3846 nucleotides. Its product is annotated as peroxisomal ATPase PEX6. The coding region runs from base 675 to 3494 and encodes 939 amino acids. Gene Ontology annotation, molecular function: ATP hydrolysis activity; ATP binding. Gene Ontology annotation, cellular component: peroxisomal membrane; cytosol. The transcript has 16 exons. NCBI's taxonomy places the organism in Eukaryota, Viridiplantae, Streptophyta, Magnoliopsida, Malpighiales, Euphorbiaceae. Gene Ontology annotation, biological process: protein import into peroxisome matrix. The record is from RefSeq and is a predicted model, not a curated record.